Messenger RNA from Cinara cedri, 341 nucleotides. Lineage: Eukaryota; Metazoa; Arthropoda; Insecta; Hemiptera; Aphididae. The record is from the annotation of a GenBank genome assembly.
GAGUCGGAAGUUGUUUCCAAUUUAAUUGAGUUAGCUAUUGAUGUCAAUAACGACAGUAGAAUUAUGACCUUAUCUGCAAAUUCCUGGCCAUCUAGGUCACUCUCUAAAAUACAUUCUGACACUCAAAUUUCAACUUAUCAUGAACAUGGUUUAGACUCAAAUUUCGUUAGUUUUAAUCCUUCUGAUACUGUCUUACAUUAUAAAGAUCCAAAUAUUUAUCGUGAAAUGUUAGAUAUAAUUGCUGAAAUUGUUAUGGAGUCUGUAUCAGAAGAGUUGAAAAAUUCUAUUUGUUUCUCAAUUCAAAUCGAUGGAUCGGUUGAUAAAUAUUCAAUAGACAAUAA